This is a messenger RNA of Tachysurus vachellii, 6665 nucleotides long. It is a transcript of the gene plch2a, whose product is annotated as phospholipase C, eta 2a. The transcript is spliced from 23 exons. Gene Ontology annotation, biological process: phosphatidylinositol-mediated signaling; lipid metabolic process. Gene Ontology annotation, molecular function: phosphatidylinositol-4,5-bisphosphate phospholipase C activity; calcium ion binding. The coding region runs from base 926 to 5569 and encodes 1547 amino acids. The record is from RefSeq and is a predicted model, not a curated record. NCBI's taxonomy places the organism in Eukaryota, Metazoa, Chordata, Actinopteri, Siluriformes, Bagridae.
UGAAUGUGUACUGCAAACUCUAUGUUCUCUAAAGAGGCUGAGGGGAACAGAGUCAUAUGCUGGAUGACAACUAGGUAUGAAAUAGUGGAGCUAGAAGACGUCUUAGCAGCUGGUGAGAAGCGAAGCCGGUUGAAUCGAUCGUCUGCCUUUGUUUUUUUGUCUUGAGUAAUCUUCUACACAAGAUUUUAGCACCUUUCCCAUGUGCUCCUGUUCUCUGCGCCCCACCCCGUUGCCCGCCCCUCUCUUGUGAAGACUCUUUUGCCUUUACUUGUCCGGUGUUGACACAGUUGUUACCCCAUAUGGGAACACCCACUGUGGACAAAGAACUUUCAGAUGACUUCAGCUUCCUUUACCUGAAACGUGGAACAUAGAACAGUACAUUUUAUAUUCAUGGAAAUCAAAAAGCAUAUUCAGUGCAAAAGGAGUGGAAUAGCCUGAGGAGUGUGUGUUUCACUAUCACUAUUACACAUUCACUCUGGGAUUUACCGGUGCCUGCCCCAGGAAGACUGACUCUUGUGUACCUGACAAAGGUGCUGACUUGUUCCAGCUUGUCCUAGCCGUGGCCAUUUGCCUGGGAGCUAAAAUUCAGUGGAAACAGCUGGGAAGGAUUUCGAGAUAACCUCACCUUAUCACCCUCAUCAGCCCGUCAACCCCAACCAGUCAUCCUGAAAUCUCCAGACAUUUAACAACUGCAGGCUCCAUGAGAACAUCUGCUGAAAGUCCAGUGAACUGCCGGCUUCUGUCUGGGUGGAGAUUUUGACAGUCUGAAAGUCCAUUCUGUCUACGGUGUAACAUUUUAUGGAGGUCUUCAGUUAACGUUGUCUGAAACCAGUGAUACAGGAUCAUAAAGUAGUUUGAUGCAUACUUUUUUCGUUCACCUGUGCCCUUAAACAUUCUUCUCCAACUUGAGAUUCCUUCUUCAAAAAUGGAUACAGUGUCUUUGAAUACAUCCCUACAGUCUGGAGGACUCAGCAUGGGCACUGAGUCUCCAAGUCUAUCAAUGAAAUCAUGGGGCUUCACAAAUGACAGCGAUUCUUGCCGGAGCCAACACUGGAACUUCUUCUUAGCCGCUAACUUCAUUCGUGUUGUGGAGAAAUGCAUGAGUUUGAUGCAGACAGGGACCCAGAUGGUGAAACUGAGAGGUGGUUCUAAGGGGCUGGUAAGGUACUUUUACGUGGACGAGCACAAAUCCUGCAUCCGAUGGAGGCCCUCCAGGAAAAACGAGAGGGCAAAAAUCUCCAUCGACUUGAUUCGAGAGGUGCGUGAGGGGAAGCAGUCAGAGGUCUUCCAGCGGUAUUCAGACGGCAGCUUCGACCCAAACUGUUGCUUCAGCAUCUACUACGGUGAACAUAUGCAGUCGCUGGACUUGGUCUCGGGUACAGGCGAGGAGGCUCGCACCUGGAUUACUGGUCUUAAGUACCUUAUGGCAGGCAUCAGCGAUGAGGACAGUCUGGCCAAACGGCAGCGCACCCGGGACCAGUGGCUGAAGCAGACUUUCACAGAAGCUGACAAGAACGGAGACGGCAGCCUGAGCAUCAGCGAGGUUCUACAGCUCCUGCAUAAGCUCAAUGUCAACUUACCCAGGCAGAAAGUAAAGCAGAUGUUUAAGGAAGCAGAUACAGAUGAUAACCAGGGCACUUUGGGCUUUGACGAGUUCUGCUCCUUUUACAAGAUGAUGUCAACGCGGCGAGAUCUGUACCUGCUGAUGCUCACCUACAGCAACCAUAAAGACCACCUGGACACGGACGACCUGGCACGCUUCCUCGAAAUUGAACAAAAGAUGACAAAAGUCACAAAAGAGCAUUGCCUUGAAAUCGUCGCCAAGUUUGAACCUUGUCCUGAUAACCAGAAGCAGGGGGUUUUGGGUAUUGACGGUUUCACAAAUUACAUGCGAAGUCCUGCUGGAGACAUCUUUAAUACCGAACACUAUGAAGUGAACCAGGACAUGACUCAGCCUCUGUGCAAGUACUUUAUUGCCUCCUCACAUAACACCUACCUAAUGGGGGACCAGCUGAUGUCUCAGUCCAGGGUGGACAUGUACGCAUGGGUCCUGCAAGCAGGCUGCAGAUGUGUGGAAGUGGACUGUUGGGAUGGCCAAGAUGGAGAGCCGAUCGUACACCACGGCUAUACUCUAACAUCCAAAAUCCUUUUUAAGGAUGUGAUUGAAACCAUCAACAAAUACGCGUUUGUCAAGAACCCGUACCCAGUGAUCUUGUCCAUAGAGAACCACUGCAGUGUUCCUCAGCAGAAGAAGAUGGCUCAGUAUCUGGUGGAAAUCUUAGGGGAGAAGUUGGACUUGUCAUCAGUCAAAGCCAAUGAAUCAGGACUCCUGCCAUCACCUGAUUCCCUUAAAGGAAAAAUUCUUGUCAAGGGCAAAAAACUGCCCCCAAAUAUUGACGAGAAUGCAGAGGAGGGUGACGUGUCAGAUGAGGACAGCGCAGAUGAGAUGGAAGAUGACUGCAAGUUGAUGAAUGGAGAUACUUCUGUGAACAGAAAGCAAGUGGAGAAUGUUGCAAAGAAAAAAUUGGAUAGCCUGAUGAAGGAGUCGAAGAUCCGUGAUUGCGAGGAUCCAGACAGCUUCACGAUAGCAGCUCUGCCUCCCUCAGCGAAGCAGGAUGAAAAGACAUCCAUGAAGGGCAAAGGAGAGGAAACAACCGACACAGGAGACGAGUCCAGCCCCAGCACCAACAAACGUUUAGCCCGGUCUUUCAUGGGCAGCUUCUCCAGGCGUAAGAAGAAGACGAGCAAACUGAAAAAGACGUCCAGUUUUGAGGACACAGACACGGACCAGGAGAGUUCAAGCAGUGCGUCAAAAGUCCCAUUACAUCACAGCAGAAGGAAGAAAACCAUGAAGUUGUCCAGGGCGCUGUCUGAUUUAGUGAAAUACACAAAGUCUGUGGCAAUGCAGGAUCUUGAGACACAAGGAAGCAGCAGCUGGCUGGUAUCAUCUCUAAGCGAGACCAAGGCUCAUCAGCUAAUGCAGCAGAAGCCAGCCCAGUUCGUGCGCUUUAAUCAGCGGCAACUGUCGCGAAUUUAUCCCUCGUCCUACCGCGUGGACUCGAGCAACUUCAACCCGCAGCCGUUCUGGAACGCCGGAUCUCACCUGGUGGCACUGAACUACCAGUCAGAGGGCCGGGUUCUUCAGUUAAACAGGGCCAAGUUCAACAGUAAUGGCAACUGUGGCUAUGUUCUCAAGCCCAAGUGCAUGUGUGAAGGUCCUUUUAAUCCAAUAUUGGAGGAUCCAUUGCCAGGAGAAACGAGAAAACAGCUAGUGGUGAAGAUUAUUAGCGGCCAGCAGCUGCCCAAACCCAAAGACUCCAUGCUGGGAGACCGAGGCGAGAUCAUUGACCCUUUUGUGGAAGUGGAGGUCAUUGGCUUGCCAAUAGAUUGCUGCAAGGAGCAAACCAGAGUCGUGGAUGACAACGGGUUCAACCCCAUGUGGGAGGAAACCCUGGUUUUCACUGUGCACAUGCCAGAAAUCACGCUGGUACGCUUCCUGGUUUGGGACCAUGACCCCAUUGGACAGGACUUCAUUGGCCAGAGGACCAUCGCUUUUAAUAGCAUGAUGCCAGGUUACCGGCAUGUAUAUUUAGAAGGGAUGGAAGAGGCGUCGAUUUUUGUUCAUGUGUCUGUGAAUGACAUCAUUGGUAAGGCACGGCCAGCCAGCAGCAUAAAAGGGCUGUUUCACAGAAAUCCAAAGCAAGCUUCUCUAGACAGCCAUGCUGCUGUGCUGCACAGUCGUAAGACCGCUUUUGGAGCCCACCUGCUACGCCGCACGGCCAGCGCUCCCACCAAGGGCCAGCCCAAAGUUAAACGUGGCUUCCCAGAGAUCUCCAUCGACACCAAAGACUAUAGCUCAGAGGGAGCUAGCUCGGAGCGUGAGUCUGAGGAGGGCCCAGCUGCCCAUCCCAACGGGGACCCUGCAGCAUCAGCGCGGCCGUGGGAGCAUGGCACCAAUGGGCAGCUCCACCCGGAUGAUGAUACAGAUCAUUUAACAGUGCUGAGACCCAUUCCUUAUCUGCAUGUCCUGGAAUCCAUUGCGGAAGAAUAUCAGCAGAAAUCCACCUCAACAUCCAUGUGCAGUCCAACCCAUACCUCAGAACAUUCACCCAGUGAUGUGCUUAAUUUGUCUCCACCAUCCACAGCAAUAACAACUUCUAAGGAAGACAACCAUAGCCCUGUAAAAUCAAAUGAGGACAAGCUACCUGUUCCUACCCAGUUUCCCAUCCCAAAUGACAGUAGUGGGGAGGGUCAUUUAAAUACAUCCCUGUCCAUGAAUUACCUUGACAUUGGGAGCAAUAAGCCCCUUGCCACAGAGCAGGCAGUAGGUAAAGAGAUGAGUUUUGGUGGAAACAUUUUAUCGGAUGCAACUGUUAAGAUUGGAAAAACUUUAGAGGCAGAGGCUGCACCUGAGAUGGCCACAGUUAAUAGCUCCCAGAUGGUUCAGGCUAAAAAGACUUUAAUUGACAAGGACAUAGAGCGAGGUUUGAAUUUUGUGCCAAGGACUCCAGUUCGAAGGACCAAAAGUGAAGGCCAGGUACGGCCAGUGUGCCCUGUUGAUGAGCAGUCAGCAGUGCCUCAUGUCUCCAUCGACGCAACCAUCAAUGAUCGCCUCUGGUCCAAGCUUGACCCAAGCACUCACCGUGAUAGUGUGUCAUCUUCGUCUAGCAUUUCCUCAAAUGACACUGUGAUUGACCUCUCCCUGCCCAACCUGGCCAGGAAGAGUCUGACCUGCCUCCGAGCUGCUCGCGACUGUCAUGAAAGUCAGGAUUCAAUGGCAAACUGGAGUUGCCUGUCUCGAUCAUCAACUACUUCAAGCACACUUUGUGUCAGCAAGAGCAAAUCCAAUCCCAAUUUGCGGGAUGGUCAGAUGUGUGAGCCAGUGGACGAGCUUCUUCCAAGGCAGCUGGGGAAUGAACAUGACAACAAACGGCUUAUGCAGCGGCGUCACACCUGGAGCAGGUUGUACAUAGAAGGCUUAAAGCAGUCAUCAUCUGCUUCCAGCAAGAGAGCCACAACACCUGCACCAAAAGACAUAAAUGGUGGCUCCAAGUCUAAGAGUCUUGGUGACCUCACGUCAGAGGACAUUGUAUGCAACUUUGAUAGCAAGUAUCGCAGCAUCAGCCGUAGUUUUGUGGUCAGACCUGCACGCCAACAGAGGUCCCCAAAGAAGCCCCAGGACGACCUGAUGGAGCGGCUAAAGAAACUCACUGACGUAGAACCACUGACAAGCAGUGAUUUUACAUCCAACCUGCAGGACUCAGAGGCUGAUGAAAAGGAGGAGGAGCAAGAGGAGGCACCACCACUGAGGAGGAGCUCAUCACGCAGCCAGAGCAGGGUGCGCUAUAUUGCCAAUCGUGCCAGGCAGGCCCAGGAGAGGCAGCGGCUGCAAAGCCUCCUCAGGGGAUCCAAUAGCCCCAUUGAGGAGCGUGGAAUCCCAGAGGGAGCCUGCAGCAUCACACGCAGCCCCUGUACCACACUAGACUUGCUGAGCCAGCUUCCUCCAGGACCAAUCCAACAGAGCCCUCGUAGCCCAGAUAGUGAAGUCUUUUUUAUGCUCCGUCUCUGACAGAGCUAGGGUACACUAAAGGUCUGCGAGCAAGCAACACACUCAAUCUUUUUGUUAGUUCAACUAUGGAAUGAGACACUGCAAACAUCUGAUAUGAAGCACUGUGGGUAUAGGUAGAAGAUUUGUUACAAAAACUUUGGGUAAAGCUGCUACUGUAUGAAGAGGGGUGUACAUCAGUCCUAACAAAGAGCAUGAAGCAUGGUAGAUUCCAAAGGUUCUACACCUAAUGAGAGGGAAAGUGCAAAUUUUAUAAUAUGUUUUCUUGUAAAUGUUUUGGGUGCAAAGCCACACUAAAUCUCUUAUCAGUUUAUGGUCCUAAAUGCACUCAUUUAUUUUAAACACUGGAAUGAUAUACAGAAAUCAAAAAUUCUUAAACUCAUAUCAGUCUUGAAUUUUGUCAUUUUUAGGCCUGCUGUAGCAAUAGAUUAUGUUGAACUGUAUGAAACAUUGCUUCUCUCACUUUAAAUCGAAUGUCAUGUUUACUGUACUUAUUAAAAUACCAAUGCAUCUUGUUGGUGUUUAUAGUGGUGAAUUUAUUUCUUUUGCCUUUUAUUUCUCUUUUUUUUUUUUUUUUUUUUAUACAACAAAAGCAUGGAAUGUAUUUGCAACAGUAAUUUAUUGUCUCUUGAAUUUUUUGAGGGUUUUUUUUUUAGAGAUUUUAAAUUCUUUGCAUUAGGUGAAACAAUAACUGCCUUUUCUUCUUUUAGUUUUUUUUUAUUAUUAUUAUUCAUAACAUUUAUAUGGCAAAGGGCAGUUUUGAUACACAAUACUGUAUCAAGUAUUAUCGGCAGAUUCAUACAGAAAUUGACUGUAAGUUUUUGCAUGUCAGUAAUAUAUUGUAAUCUUUUUCGUGUAUCUCAGUUAAGGUUUUACAUUUUCCACCACACAGCAUGUGCACUGGUCCACAGUAUGUAUCAGUCAGUGUUUAGGAUUUGAGGAAUUAUGUUGUAAAUGAGUACACUGAUAUAGUUCAAUGGCACAUAAUUGGAUGGUAAAAGAGCACAUUUCUCACUUUGUACUGUAAUGUUUGCAGAGUUGUGUCAGUUAACUUUGCAGGAAUCUGAGAAAUUUUUUAGUAAAAACAUAUGUACAUACA